GGCAAGACUGGAGACUCAUCAUACUAACAGCCUACUCAGAAAAUCAGUCCUGUAGACUGCUCAUCAUUAAGUCCAGCAGGAUGAUGGAGCUGCAGCAGAGUCUGGGACUUCCAUAAAGAGGAUUUCACUUUUCUGAUCUGGGAAAUACAUCGCGGACACCAGUCCUCCAUGUACAGUAGCUGAACAAAAUGCUGACUCCUUGGUGAUGGUCAGAAAAUGAAUGCCUCCUCCUGCUGUGAUCCUCCAGUCAUCAUGUAUCAGCAGAGUUCAGGAUUUGACCUUAAUGCCAGCUGUGAGUGGCUGGCUCCCCACUGUAACUGGACAUCAGUGGACAGAGCGCCACAGCUGCCUACCUUUUCUACAGCCGCCAAAGUCAGAGUGAUUAUCACCUUCAUCCUGUGUGGCAUUUCCACUUUCUGCAAUUUGGCUGUGCUGUGGGCAGCCAAUGGCCACAAGCGCAAAUCCCAUGUCCGUGUGCUGAUAAUCAACUUGACUGCAGCCGAUCUCUUGGUUACCUUCAUCGUGAUGCCCGUGGAUGCAGUGUGGAACAUCACAGUGCAGUGGCUGGCCGGCGAUCUGGCCUGCAGAUUCCUGAUGUUCCUCAAGCUACAGGCCAUGUACUCCUGUGCAUUUGUCACAGUGGUGAUUAGUCUGGACAGACAGUCGGCUAUCCUCAACCCUCUGGCCAUCAGCAUGGCCCCAAAAAGGAGCAGGGUCAUGCUGAUGGUGGCGUGGACUAUGAGCACCUUGUUCUCAAUCCCUCAGAUGUUCAUUUUCCAUAAUGUGUCCAUCACUUAUCCAGCAAACUUUACUCAGUGCACCACUAGAGGGAGCUUUGUCACUCACUGGCAGGAAACCGCCUACAACAUGUUCACCUUCUCCUGCCUCUUCCUGCUGCCGCUGGUCAUAAUGAUUGUCUGCUACACCAGAAUCUUCAUCCAGAUCUCCAAACGGAUGACAAAAAAGAACCUGUCCUCUAAUGAGCUACAUCUCCGUUGCUCAAAGAACAACAUCCCCAAAGCAAGAAUGAGAACUCUGAAAAUGAGCAUCGUGAUCGUGAUCUGCUUCAUAGUCUGCUGGACUCCGUACUACCUGUUGGGUUUGUGGUACUGGUUCUUCCCAGAUGACCUGGAGGGGAAAGUCUCUCACUCCCUCACCCACAUCCUGUUCAUCUUUGGGCUUUUCAACGCGUGCCUCGACCCCAUCAUCUACGGCCUGUUCACCAUACGCUUCCGCAAGGGGCUGAGGCUCUGCUACCGUAAAGACACAGUGAAGUCGGACCUGGAAACUAAUACGGUGAUAACAGAGCCUUUGAAAUGUACUCCCACUGCUUUGCCCUCUAAAAGAGGGAUGACCGUUGUUGAAAAGGACACUGACUGUGGACAUACUGAGCCAAAAUCCUCUGACAGCAGUGGAGAACAAGAAGGACAAACUUGCCAUUCCAGCACUGAGAGCACAAUGUGAGAAAACCAGAGUAGAACCAGACACUUAAUACUUUUAAUUGAACUGGUUAAAAUAUUUACAUUUGUACAGUGCUAUCUGUACCCUGGACAUAUUUCACAAUCACACCUAGCAUGCAUGUGUAAAAUAAGUGUAAAAACAGAAACUAGCCAUCACCUAGAUGUGUCUUUGUGUGUGUGCGGCUUGAGGCAGUCCAUUUUAUAUAACAUCUUUUUGAACACAGUAAACAUGUUGGAGCGGGUGAUUUUUCAUGCGUUGUGUAACUGGGUUCCAUUUUUAGACAAGUCCGGCAUAUACAAUGUACAUUAACCAGGGUUUGGAAAAACCUUCAGGACUGAAUGAAAAAUAGAAGAUGGUGAUUGUCAGGUUACACAAAACCUGCCCGUGCUCUGUAUGACUUCACACUGCCUACAGGUCUAUUAAGAAGCCUCAAAGGACUGUUGAGGUUACUUUCCUUUCAUUCGUUUACAAUUACCACAAGAGGAGACGUUUUAGAGACGGAUUAUCCAGUACUUUCCUUCAGGAAAAAAAACAUGAACCACAUGUCCAUCAUGUCAGUCAAUCAUACCCUAGUAUCUAAACCAUGACAUUGUUGAUGUAAUGAAGAAAACUGUGAUAAAGAGAUUUUAAAAACAGGAUAAUGAAGAGAAUUCAGUUUAGUAGUCCACAAACUUUGAUCAGAAAACUAUCAAGGUCAUCGUACAGACACUACAGACAGAACAAAUCCACAGAUUAAAAUUAAUCCAUUCACUGGUUACAGUCCAACUAUUUAUUGUGUGCUGAUUCCUAUAUAAGUUACUCUAACAUGCUUCAGCUGUGGCAGAUAAGUUAAAUUAGUUUUUUUCACAGCAAACAUUUUGACUCAUUAGACUGACAGCAGGAAAACAUGAACAUAACAUUAAUGGGGGCUUAGUUCUAUACAAGUACAAUAAUAACAGCCUGAGGCAGCUUGUUAUUUAUUACUGUGCUUUUCAUACUGUCACAUUAAAAAUUUGAAAAAAACUUCAGAAUUAGCAAUGGUUUGGAAACGGGUUUGUUAAGGAACACCAGAGUUUGGUUUGUUUGUUGUGAUUUUGUCUUUACAGUAUGAAACAUUAAAGAAAUAACUGCCUGCAGUUAUAAAGUGGAGAUAACGCAGACGACUGUUUGUACUGUACUACUGCAUGCAUUUUACUGCAGAUAGGAAAUUCUUAAAGCCAGCACUUCAUAAUGAACUCUGGCUGGAUUAUGUAAACAAACUGAUUGCUGCUUAUUAUCCAGUUGAUUUUAAUUAACUCUAGGGGUUAAUUUCACCUGUAGGCUACACCAGGAAAAAGCUGAUAAAAGGUUGACAUACUGCUGUUGCAAUUCAUUUUAUUAUUGAUUAAUCUGGCCUAUAAAAUGUCAGGAAUUGGUAAAAAGAAAAUGCCCAUCACAAUUUCUGGUUUGGCUCGAUCAACAGUCCAAAAUCCAAAUAUAUUAAAUUUACUAUGUUAUCCUAAUAAACAAGGUAAUCCUCAGAUGUUUUUGUUUUUAUAAAAACAAUUAAUCAUUUAUCAAAAUACUUGAUAUGUUGAAUAAUAUUCUGUUGAUUGACUAUUCAAUUAAUCAAAUUAUCUGACUAUGUUACCAUUUGG
Molecule: messenger RNA, 3077 nt
Organism: Dicentrarchus labrax (European seabass)
Lineage: Eukaryota; Metazoa; Chordata; Actinopteri; Moronidae
Product: putative gonadotropin-releasing hormone II receptor
Exons: 4
Coding region: 217-1464 (415 amino acids)
Biological process (GO): G protein-coupled receptor signaling pathway
Cellular component (GO): membrane
Molecular function (GO): peptide binding; gonadotropin-releasing hormone receptor activity
Source: RefSeq, a predicted model, not a curated record